Messenger RNA from Perca flavescens (yellow perch), 1221 nucleotides. Its product is annotated as forkhead box protein G1. The record is from RefSeq and is a predicted model, not a curated record. NCBI's taxonomy places the organism in Eukaryota, Metazoa, Chordata, Actinopteri, Perciformes, Percidae. Bases 1 to 1221 code for a protein of 406 amino acids. Gene Ontology annotation, biological process: regulation of transcription by RNA polymerase II. The transcript has a single exon. Gene Ontology annotation, molecular function: DNA-binding transcription factor activity; sequence-specific double-stranded DNA binding. Gene Ontology annotation, cellular component: nucleus.
AUGGAGGAUGUAAAAGACCCGCCGAUCGUUCACCGGUCCUCCUCCUUCAGUAUCAAGAGCCUCCUGCUGCCCUCAAAGUGCGACAGCAGACCGGACUCCGUGGCCGCUGCAGCCGCCGCCGCUGCAGCCGCCGCCGCCACCGCGGUUGUCUGCAUCCCGGGGACCUUCUCUCCCUCUCCGGGCUCCGACUCUGAGAAGUCGCUGGACCCGGCGGAGGUGGACUCCACGGCUGCGGCUCUGGACCCAGAGAAACCGGGGGAAGAGGAGGAGGAGGGCGGAGAGGGAGAAGGAGACGGAGGGGACAGCGCCAAAGCUGCGCCGGAACAGAAAGCCAACAGCGCGAAAAACGGGAAAUAUGACAAGCCUCCUUUCAGCUACAACGCUCUCAUCAUGAUGGCCAUCCGCCAGAGCCCCGAGAAGAGGCUCACGCUCAACGGCAUCUACGAGUUCAUCAUGAAAAACUUCCCGUACUACCGGGAGCACAAGCAGGGCUGGCAGAACUCCAUCCGGCACAACCUGAGCCUCAAUAAGUGCUUCGUGAAGGUUCCCCGGCACUACGACGACCCGGGGAAGGGCAACUACUGGAUGCUGGACCCGAGCAGCGAUGAUGUUUUCAUCGGGGGGACGACGGGGAAGCUGCGCAGGCGCUCCGCCACCUCCAGGGGCAAGCUGGCAAUGAAGCGCGGGCUGCGCUUCGCUCCGCUCGGCCUGGGGAUUAACGAGCGGGCGAACAACCCGCUCUACUGGCAGAUCUCACCCUUCCUCUCCCUGCACCACCACCACCAUCACCACCCACACUACAACGGAUCCUCGCCCGGGUUUUUGAACCAGGCAGCCGGGUACGGGUCGCUGCUGCCCGCGGUGGAGCAGCUGAGCAACGGGGAGCUGGGGCGCUCCAUCCUCGGCGGCUCGUUGUCGAACAGUUACGGGAUGAGCGGGUCGCCGGUCGGGCUGCUCUCCGGACAGACAGCCGGGUAUUUUGUCUCAGGGAACCAGCAUGCAGGGGUGCAGGGGCCGCCGGGAGGAGGACCGCCGCCGCCGCAUCUCCAGCAGAGCGCGCAGGGUUACGGCGGCCUCGCGGCGAGCAGCUCCCCGCAGAGCCUGCUGACGGACUCCCUCAGAAACAGCUCCCUACCGGCCUUCUCAUCGGGCGUGUCCGCGGGCUUCCCCGGGGUGCUGUCCCAUCAAAAGAGGGUGACUCCAAACGCUUUCCUAAACUGA